AUGCUUGAUCCCUCUGGCGGCAGCAUUCCCAAGAAACCAGGUCUCAGGCUGGUCCUCCUGGGGCUUCCUGGUGGAGGACGGACUUCCUUAGCAGAUACUUUAAUGAACAACAGUGAGAGAAGCACCAAAAGGGUUCCUCUAAAGGAGAGUACUGUGCAAAGGGCUUUUAUAGAUGGUAGAGAACUUAUAGUAAUUCAGACCCCAGAUCUUUUGGGGACGUCACUAGGGAACAAAGAGAGAGCACUGGAAGUUCUGAGGAGUGUCCAGCUCGCCAGUCCCGGACCACAUGCCUUUCUACUAGUGAUGCGUGCUCCAAGUUUCACCAAGGGGGCUGAGCAGGAUGCUGCCCAAGCAGUCCAAGCCACAAUGGAACUGUUCGGUGUGGAAGUCAAGAGGUACAUUAUCCCAGUGCUCACUCGUGCAGACCGUCUGGGUCGAAGGAACACUUUAGAUCAGCUGCUUGAUGCAGAUGCUGGAAAUCUGAAAAGGGCUGUGGCACUGUGUGGCCAGAGGCCUGAGCUGGUGGAUAAUAGUCCCGACCGCCCUGCAGAGGAAAGAAGUGUUACACGCAGGCAGCUGGUGGAGCGUGUGAUGGAGGUAAUGGAGCUGAAGGGGCAUUUUGUCCACGAGCUACAGAGAAGAGAAGACCACAUGAGGGAGGUGCUGCUGGCUGAUAUGACCUCUGCACUGGCUAAAAGACUGGGAUAUAUGUAG
Messenger RNA from Pundamilia nyererei, 714 nucleotides. RefSeq names its product GTPase IMAP family member 4-like. NCBI's taxonomy places the organism in Eukaryota, Metazoa, Chordata, Actinopteri, Cichliformes, Cichlidae. Gene Ontology annotation, molecular function: GTP binding. Bases 1 to 714 code for a protein of 237 amino acids. The record is from RefSeq and is a predicted model, not a curated record. The transcript has a single exon.